GCGAUGUUUAUGCUCUUAUCGAUCGAGUGGGGGUGUACAAAUACAAACUGAAACCUACCCCAACCGUGUAGCGUAGCGCGGCUCGGCGUUGGAUAAGCACAAAGGACGAGCGACAGAGAACGCGACUUUCAGCAGGGCAGACACGCGUGGACGAGAACGAGCACGCCGUGGAGAUAAACCGCUCCGGCCCAUGUGGUGUGUGCACAGCCCAGGAGCCUGCAUGAAGACGCAAGGACAGCGCCCGAACGGAAUCAGGCAGAGCAGCGAGCACGUAGUAGAGCAAGAAGCAAGGCCCACGGUUGCCAGAAAGGUGAUUUAUCUGUUGUAAAAUGUGCCAAUAAAACGCCAUUUGCCCGUACCGCCGAAGUGAUGCAGUGCAGGGCGAGCGUUUCGAGCCGAUACUCGGUGAUUCCGCACGCCACCACCAGCAAGCGGAUGGUUCUCGGCGGUGGCGGUGGUUCCGCGCACCGCUGUCAGCAGUCAGUGCCGCCGAGACUGCUGGGGAAGGCAGCGGGCGAAGGGUUUAAUGUGGAUUCCGGGUUCGAAACGUCUGACUUCGAUUUUACCGACUUCGCCGAGGAGAUGCUGCCGUCGCGCGAUUUCAUUCAACCGUUUUCGGUCGAGCAGGACGGACUCGCCGGAGAUGGCCGAGGCAUUCCGUUUCGAACCGGCGCGGCCGACAGACGUUGCUCCGGGCUGAGCGCACGCAGAAUGUCCGACUGUCCUCGACGUAUGCUGAACCUGCUGCAUGGCGCCAAACAUCGUCGCAAGAGUCGCAUAUCGUUUGAUUUUUCCAACGAUCUACAUCAGGCGGAAAAAUCGGUCCAAACGUCCCCGAUCAAGCAUCCGAACAAGAACUGGCGCUUCGAAGAUGCCCGGAAGGCGAUCCUGGUGGAGAUGGAGGCGGUCCUGCAGGUGCGGAAGCCACACGUCCUGCUGCUACGCUUCCCGGAUCCGCAUCUCAGCAAGGAAAUUGUGCAAGGCUUCUCGGCCAGCAUCGAGAAUGUGAUUUUCCAUCGUCCAGCAACGCCAAGGUACUGUGUGGUGCAUUUGAAGCCGGAGGCGGACGUGGACAGCGUCAUGAAACACAUUUCACGAAUCCCGUUCGGUGCCGGAAAAAUCAUGGUCGAACGGAAGACACGCAACGCCGAUCAGAAACCCGUGGUGCAGCCCGAGGACAUCGAUCCGUACACGCUGUUCAUUGGCAAUCUGCCCAACGUGGUGACGGUGCAGACGGUGAAGCAAAUGUUUCCCGCUGCCAAACGCAUCGAUAUCGGUCACGCUCAGCGCAUCAAGCACACCCGGUACGCGUUCAUCCGCUUCACGAACGUGGAGGAAGCGAUCCAGGCGUUCAAAGCCAAUCACAACAAGGUCAUUGACGGGAAAAACAUCAUCAUUCGCUUCCGGCGGCACAACGCGCCGAUCGCGCUGCCCGAGGACACGACCACACCGAAAACGCCCAAGCGCCAAAAACCGGGCCAACAGCAACAGCAGCUCGUGGUGUCGGUCGAGCAGCGGCCGCGGCGGCUCAGCCUGGCGCCGCCGCAUGGUGCACCGGGCCAUUCCGGUACGCUUAGCACGAUCAAAACGGAGAUACUGGACGAAGAUGAGGCGGACGGCGGUGUCCCGGUGGCGCGGAACGUGAAGCGGUACGAAGGGGGUCCGGGUGGUCCGCUGUGUGUCAUCAAGUCCGAACCGGACGAUACGGAUGUGGAGGACAGCCUCGAGGAGGAGGAGGACGUUGACAACAUACGGGACUUUCUGGAGGAGCAGGAAGAGGAGGAAGGGCUGAAUUUGGACGAAAUCAAUCCGGACGAAAACUACUGCGAAGAUGACGAUACGGACAUCGACAGCUUUGGCAAGAACUACUGGACGCUGGAGCAGCUGCGCCGCAACGCGGGCGACAAUGGGUCCGGCUCGGUGAAGAACGGCGAGGAACCGGACCUGGAAUCGGCUACCAAAACGACCUCCACCCAGCUGAUUAAACGCAAGGAUCACAAACCACCGACAACGGUCAUCAAAACGAAGCGUCGCGAUGAUCAGCUUAACGAUCUGUUCAGCUGCCUCGAGCCAGACGACGAUCUAUCGUUAUGAGAUUCGAUGGAACUGUUCUCGGACUUCAUUCAAUAUGUCACGCUUAACUAGUGUGGCAGAAGUACCGUUCGUCGAAAAGCCGAAGUUGGCAAAAGCGAGAACGUGCGAGUGAAGCAGUCCCGAUACGAGAGCAGUUCCUGAAAGCGCUAGACAAGAUUUCUCAACAACAGUCCCGAAAUCUGUUGGUGUUGUAGGCGAGUUCAGCAAGUCGAAACAAUUUGCAUUUAUCCUGAUUCCGUAGAUAGAAGGCCACACGGCGCUUUGCUUGUGCGUCAAGGUUGGUCGUUUUUUUCGGAGGUGGACAUUAGGCAGUAGACGCGGGACCAGUACAGUAAACCUCCCGGUUCCUAUUUGAUCCUUUCCGCUAGGAAACUAAGCUGUCCCACAGACCGAGAGGCGAUGAAAGCUACACUACAAAGGAAGCCAUAAUUAGUUACCGUUACGCGUGUGUUCUGAGCGCUUGAAUAGCAACUUUCUUCAGUAUUGGUUAUCGUUCGUCGUUUGCAAAUAAUUAUUGCAACUUAUAUAUCGGCAGUAUUCAGUUGAUCCCUUCCAUGGCGGGUUCGGUAAAGGGGUUUUGUAUUACUAGCGAAAGUAUUAUUAACCAUUAGCCAUUUUAACUAACUCACGGAAAGGAUCGUUCUUAGUUGAGGCUUUCGCUUUUUGCAACAAUGUUUGCGCUUAAUUCAAACCUAGAAGAACA
This is a messenger RNA of Anopheles stephensi (Asian malaria mosquito), 2797 nucleotides long. RefSeq lists its product as uncharacterized. Gene Ontology annotation, molecular function: mRNA binding. The transcript has 6 exons. Lineage: Eukaryota; Metazoa; Arthropoda; Insecta; Diptera; Culicidae. The record is from RefSeq and is a predicted model, not a curated record. Gene Ontology annotation, cellular component: ribonucleoprotein complex; nucleus; cytoplasm. The coding region runs from base 370 to 2094 and encodes 574 amino acids.